Molecule: messenger RNA, 1405 nt
Organism: Uranotaenia lowii
Lineage: Eukaryota; Metazoa; Arthropoda; Insecta; Diptera; Culicidae
Product: isoaspartyl peptidase/L-asparaginase-like
Exons: 2
Coding region: 48-1079 (343 amino acids)
Molecular function (GO): asparaginase activity
Source: RefSeq, a predicted model, not a curated record
UGUCGAUUGUGCGCUGUAAUAGGUUGUUUUACGAUUUUUGAGACGAAAUGAUGUUACCUGUUUUGCUGGUUUUGGGGACGAUCUGCAGUUAUGCCAAUGCUCAAAUCGAACCGAUAGUCUUAGUCCACGGCGGAGCGGGGACAAUAAGUGAAGACAGAAUCCCGGGUAAAUAUCGUGGGUCCAUCCUGGCGGCCAGGGUUGGCUAUCAGGUGUUGAUGAACAAUGGCACGGUGAUGGAUGCCGUCGAGCAAGCUGUGCGCAUCAUGGAGAGCGAUAGUCAGUUCAAUGCCGGGUAUGGAUCCGUGUUGAACGCCGACGGUGUCGUGGAAAUGGAUGCCAUGGUCAUGGAUGGGACGUCCCUUGCCACCGGAUGUGUUGCCGGGGUCCAGGAUGUACUGCAUCCGAUCAGUGUAGCACGUCGAGUGAUGGACCGUACCAGGCACAAUUUCCUAACCGGAGAUGGACUGGUUGAGUUCAUCAAGACACAGGGAAUUGAAGUUUUGUCUCCGCCUGGUCAGUUGGUAACUCAGAGAGCCAAGGAAGCGCUCGAAGCCUGGAAAGAGAACAAUCAAAUAUUCGACAUCGGUGAAGGCGGCACUGUAGGAGCUGUGGCGAUUGAUUCGGAUGGAAACAUUGCGGCCGCAACUUCGACCGGAGGUUUAACGGGCAAAUUGCCGGGACGUGUUGGCGAUAGUCCCAUCAUUGGAUCGGGAGCAUACGCAGACAAUCGGCUUGGGGGAAUGUCCGCGACAGGUGAUGGAGACGUAGUGAUGAAGGUAGUUUUACUGUAUGAUAUCCUGAAGCGAAUGGAGUACAAGACAGAUGACAUGACUAAAGCUGCUGAGGAUGCUCUUGCUGAGAUGACUGCGAAAUUGGGCGGAUCGGCUGGUGUAAUUGGGCUGAAUGCCGCAGGAGAACCAACGAUAGCGUUCAAUUCCGAACAAAUGUCCUGGGCAUAUCAGCGAGGACAAACUGUUGCCUAUGGGGUGAGAAAGGGGGAAUUUAUUGAAGAACAGUUGGAAAAUUCGUUACAGGAUAUUUUAAAACUAUUUGCGGAGUUUGAGUUCAAUAACAACUAAAGCUGUUGAUGAUUUCAUUGUAAAAACUUCUUAUGGUAAAAAAAUUUUUAAGAAAAAAAAUUGCACUUUAUGUUUUAGCAAAUUAUUCAUUUGCCCAGCAGCUGAAAGUUGUUGAGCAAGUGAAUAUAUAAAAGGAAAUAAUCAAAUUACACCCUCAGAAAAAUAAUAUUAUGUAGGUAUGCCAUAAGUUUCUAUCAUGAACUGGCGCCAUAAAAAAAGUCUUUGAAAUUCUGAAGAUUUUUAUAUGACGCGAAUGAAUUCUUCAGAACACUUACUUCAAUGAGAAGUUGUUGCUUUUCAUAAGAGGGUCAUAUGGAAACAGAAAA